Molecule: messenger RNA, 2436 nt
Organism: Argentina anserina (silverweed cinquefoil)
Lineage: Eukaryota; Viridiplantae; Streptophyta; Magnoliopsida; Rosales; Rosaceae
Product: cation/H(+) antiporter 19
Exons: 3
Coding region: 1-2436 (811 amino acids)
Biological process (GO): regulation of pH; proton transmembrane transport
Cellular component (GO): membrane; endomembrane system
Molecular function (GO): antiporter activity
Source: RefSeq, a predicted model, not a curated record
AUGGCGUCGCCACCGCCUCCAAAGACCACUCCGCCCAUGAAGGCCACAUCGAAUGGAUCUUUUCAGGGCGAGAAUCCACUCGAUUACGCUCUUCCCUUACUCAUCCUCCAGAUCAUCUUGGUCGUGGUGUUCACCCGGUGUCUUGCAUUUAUUCUUAGACCUCUCCGGCAACCCCGAGUCAUAGCCGAAGUUAUCGGCGGAAUUCUUCUCGGGCCUUCAGCAUUGGGGAGGAACGAGGCCUUUCUGCAUGCCAUUUUCCCGCCAAAAGGCAUGACGGUGCUUGAAACAGUGGCCAACAUCGGCCUCUGCUUCUUCUUGUUCCUUGUCGGCCUCGAGCUCGACUUGAAGUCCAUCCGCCGCACCGGAAAGAAGUCCCUCGGCAUCGCCCUCUGCGGCAUCACUCUCCCCUUCGUCCUAGGCAUUGCCACCUCUGCCAUUCUACGCGCAACCGUGUCGAAAGGCGUGAAACAAGGCCCCUUCCUCGUCUUCAACGGCGUCGCCCUCUCCAUUACCGCCUUCCCCGUCCUCGCCCGCAUCCUCGCUGAGCUCAAGCUCCUCACCACCGACGUUGGCCGCAUCGCUAUGUCAGCCGCCGCCGUCAACGACGUCGCUGCAUGGAUCCUCCUCGCCCUCGCCAUUGCCCUCACCGGCACCAACACCUCCCCUCUUGUUUCUGUGUGGGUCCUACUCUGCGGCGCUGGCUUCGUAGGGUUCGCCGUCGUCGCCGUCCGUCCCGUACUCGCCAUGAUGGCGCGGAAGUCGCCCGACGGCGAGCCCGUCAAGGAGCUCUACAUCUGCAUCACUCUCUCCCUUGUCUUGGCCGCGGCGUUCGUGACGGACACGAUAGGGAUACACGCGCUGUUCGGCGCGUUCGUGGUCGGGAUCAUAAUGCCGAAGGAGGGUCCGUUCGCCGGAGUGUUGAUAGAGAAGCUUGAGGACCUGGUUUCCGGGCUAUUCUUGCCGCUUUAUUUUGUGUCCAGUGGACUCAAGACCAACGUGGCCACCAUUAGCGGAGGCACGUCGUGGGGUUUGCUGGUGCUUGUGAUAUUCACGGCGUCUUUUGGGAAGAUUGUGGGCACAGUGGCCUUGUCAUUGCUGUUUAAGGUGCCCUUAAGGGAAGCCUUGGCGCUUGGGUUGCUUAUGAAUACCAAGGGUUUGGUGGAGCUCAUCGUCCUCAACAUUGGCAAAGAUCGAAAGGUACUGAACGACCAGACCUUUGCCAUCUUCGUUAUGAUGGCGUUGUUCACAACCUUCAUUACUACCCCACUAGUGAUGGCAGUGUACAAGCCGGCGCGAAAAGGAGCCCCUUACAAAUUACGAACUGUCUUCCGCAAAAACCCCGACACUGAGCUUCGAAUUUUGGCGUGCUUCCACACCACCCGUAACAUCCCCACCAUGAUCAACCUCAUUGAGUCGUCGCGCGGCACCCGCAAGCGCGGACGACUCACCGUCUAUGCCAUGCACCUCAUGGAGCUCUCGGAACGGUCUUCCGCGAUCUCCAUGGUUCACAAAGCCCGCUACAAUGGCCUCCCUUUUUGGAACAAGAAGAGUGAUGAUAGGGACCAAAUGGUCAUCGCUUUCGAGGCCUACGAGAAGCUCAGCACAGUCAAGAUCCGGCCCGCCACCGCAAUCUCUUCCUUAAACAACAUGCACGAGGAUAUAUGCGCCUGCGCGCACCAAAAAACCGCGGCAAUGAUUUUGUUGCCGUUUCACAAGCAUCAGAGGCUGGACGGAAGCAUGGAGUCUUUGGGACACUCAUUUCAAGUGGUGAACGAGCGUGUGCUCCGACAUGCACCGUGCUCGGUCGGGAUCCUAGUCGACAGAGGACUCGGCGGCACCACGCAAGUCUCGGCCAGCGACGUUUCGUAUACCGCGCUGGUGGCGUUCUUCGGAGGACGAGAUGACCGGGAGGCACUGGCCUACGGUAUGAGACUGGCUGAACAUCCCGGAAUUGCAUUGACUGUUUUCAGAUUUGUUGCUCGACAAGGGAAGACAUUAAGAUUUGGAGCUCAAUUAGUUGGAAUAACAGCUGAGAACAAGAAAAUACUGAAAGAAGAAGACAAUAGCCAGGAAAAUGAAGAGGACGAGAAGUUCUUGGAGGAGUACAAGAAGUUGAUAAGUAGUAAUAAGGACACCGAAGAAUCGAUGUUGUACGAGGAGAAGGUGGUGGACAGCAAAGGCGAGAUCGCCUUGGCGUUAAAGACACUGAGCAAGCACAACUUGUUUAUAGUGGGGAGAAUGCCGCCGACGGUACCAUUGGUAGAGUCGAGUGACUGUGCGGAGCUUGGGCCAAUCGGAAGCUUCUUAGCCUCGUCAGACUUCUCUUCCACAGCUUCGGUUGUGGUGAUUCAACAAUAUGAUGCUACAGCGUCGCAGCCGCUUGUCGUGGAGGAAGCUAACUACGAGUUGCCAGAAUCGUCGUCGUCUAUGGUUUGA